Geodia barretti is the source of this 810-nucleotide messenger RNA. Lineage: Eukaryota; Metazoa; Porifera; Demospongiae; Tetractinellida; Geodiidae. The record is from the annotation of a GenBank genome assembly.
AUGCAAUUUUCCGGGAAGCUGGUAAUCAUCGCCGCGCUGGCGGUAACGGUGCUGUUGGUCAGCAACAUCAUCGCCAUCAAACCGGUUUCGCUGUUCACCCUGCCGUUCGACUUCAUCGGCAGCAACCUGUUCGUGGUUUCCGCCGCCAUUGUCUGCUUCCCCAUCGGGUACAUCAUCAGCGACAUACUGACGGAAGUUUACGGUUUUCGCGUCGCUCGCGGUGUGAUCUGGCUGGGAUUCGUGUGCAACCUGAUGAUGGUGCUCCUGUUCUGGGUCGGCGAUAUGAUGCCCGGCGCGGUGUUCUGGUCGAUCGAUCCCGUCGUGAUCUCUGACGACGCCGGCAACUUAGUCGCCAACCUGCCCAGCGAGCACGCCUACGAAGCCAUCCUUGGGGCCACCGGGUGGAUCCUCCUCGGUUCAUUCGUCGCCUACAUCGUGGGUGAGUUCACUAACGCCGCCAUCAUGGUCUUGCUCAAGAACCGCACGCAAGGCCGGAUGCUGUGGCUGCGAACCAUAUCUUCCACCGUGGUUGGUCAGGGCAUCGACUCCAUCCUGUUCUUCACCAUCGCCUUCGGAGUUUCGGGCCUGUGGAUCGGUCCCGAUGGCUCGUGGCUUCCGGUGUUCAACGCCGCCAUCUGCGCGUGGAUCGCCAAGUCGGUUUACGAGAUCGUCGCCACGCCGCUCACCUACAUCGUGGUCGGCUGGCUGAAGCGUACCGAGCAAAUGGACGUUUACGAUGCGCCGCGCUCGCUGAACCCGUUCGGCGUGUUCGGCAGCGGCGACACCAACGCCGCGGCUUCCCGAGCCUGA